UCCACCAAUAGAAAUAGACCUGAGAACGUUCUCUGACCAAUAGGAUGAUACCCGGAAGUAAAGCUCGGCAAGAGUGCGCAGUGUGAUAAGGGUGAAAGGGCAGGGGGCGUGGCGUUACGCUGUGUACGGGACAGCUCGCGCUGGAGGUCAAUAGCUAUGAUAUUUCUUCAGUUCGCGCGGCCUUAUCUCCAUAUUAAGAAGCAACUUCCGUCUCCUCCUGGGUGCAGACACUUUUGGGGCUGGCUGAAUGCCGUAUUUAACAGGGUCGAUUAUGAGCGCAUAAAAGAGGCCGGACCGGACCGCGCUGCAUCAGAAUGGCUUUUGCGUUGUGGCGCUAAAGUACGUUAUAAAGGAUUUGACAAGUGGCAGAACGAUUAUAAUGGACUCCCAACCGGGACUCGGGAACAAUACAAGAUUCAGGGCAUAGAUGCCACAGAGUCCUGCAUCAUGUACAGAGGGUUUGACUACUUAGAUGGUCUGGAGCAUGUUGAGGAGAUAAAACUAUGCAAGUGUAUGUACAUCGAGGACGCCUGUCUGGAGAGGCUGAGUAAGGUAGAGAACCUACAGAAGAGCCUGAAGAGCCUGGAUAUCAUCACCUGUGGCAAUGUGAGCGACAAAGGGGUCAUAUCACUGAACACCUUGAGUAAUUUGCAGCACCUAUUUCUGAGCGAUCUACCAGCGAUCAAGCAAAGAGAGAAGACAGUGGAACUCCUCCAGAAAGCCAUCCCUUCACUGCACAUCAAACUGGAUCUGGAUUAAGAGUCUUAUAUUUAUUUUUGCUUUUUCUGUUGCCAAUGCUUUGCACUUUGAACAUUUUCCGUCAAAAGAUUUCAUGUAGGGCGCCUUUUCUGAUUAUACAGAUAUUUGCAGAAACCGCAUUAUACCAGAUUAUAAAGCCCCAUUAAGUUUUGUAUAUAGGUCAAUUCUAGGAUCGCAUCAUUACGAUUUUCAGGACAGGCAGAUACAUCGGUGAAUAGUGGCUAUUGGAUGGAAAAUGUUGACUAGGGAUGAGCGAACUUACAGUAAAUUCGAUUCGUCACAAACUUCUCGGCUCGGCAGU
This is a messenger RNA of Hyla sarda, 1060 nucleotides long. It is a transcript of the gene DMAC2L, whose product is annotated as distal membrane arm assembly component 2 like. Lineage: Eukaryota; Metazoa; Chordata; Amphibia; Anura; Hylidae. The coding region runs from base 157 to 759 and encodes 200 amino acids. The record is from RefSeq and is a predicted model, not a curated record. The transcript has 5 exons.